Messenger RNA from Bactrocera latifrons, 1692 nucleotides. Its product is annotated as TBC1 domain family member 19. The record is from RefSeq and is a predicted model, not a curated record. The transcript is spliced from 10 exons. The coding region runs from base 103 to 1629 and encodes 508 amino acids. Lineage: Eukaryota; Metazoa; Arthropoda; Insecta; Diptera; Tephritidae.
UGAUCCAGAUUGAAAAGAAAGUUCUCUUCAAAAUUUUACGCAUAUAAUACGCAUAUUUUUUAGAUUUCAAAUCUUGUGAUUUGUUUAACUUUUGUAACGGAAAUGGAGGAAUUACGUGAUGCCAGCAUACAUCACACGGCGCAAAAGCUCGCCGUUGCCAUAAAAGCAAUGAAGAAUUAUGAUGAGAUUUUUAAAAAAGUGCAGAUACUAGCUUGCAGCCCAGGGGUUGACAAAAAUGACUUACGCAAUACUCUGGAAGAUGCCAUCAAAUCGACUGGCCUCGAAACCGAAAUCCGCAAUAUUGUAUUCCAUUUAGUUCGCAACACACUAAUUACAGAGACAAAGUCACAGGAGAAGUUAGGACAUAGCGCCGACCCGUUGUCUUAUUUGCGACGCUCGGCUGUGCAAUGGGAUCGUCGUGUGCGUAAAAGUUUGAAUGCAAUGUGCGCCGAGUUGAGUAUGCCGCUGCAUGGACAGCCACGCGCCGUGAUGGAUCGCGAUGAGUUGAUUAGUAAAUGGGAAGAGCUAAGCAAUUACACAAUCGAUCUUUCCAACUACCGACCUGUGUAUGCGCCAAAGGAUCUCUUGGAUGUGCUACUCUCACUCAAAGGCCCACAAAAACCGCCCGAAGACACUGAGUUUGUACAAGUGCCUAACUGGGAGUUCUCACACAUCGAAUUACCAGUCAAAAAUCUCUUCGAAUUGCGUCUAUUAUUCGCUGAAUUGUUUCGCAAAGAGGGUACAACAAAUAAUUUAGACUUACCCGCACAAUGUAAACGUAUACUGGACACCAAGCAAGCGCCACUUUGUCAACACUUUCUGAAAAAGGGCAGGACGCCGGCACCAUUCCGUGGCGAACUCUGGUCUUUUGUGCUGUCGCAUGGCAGUUACAUGAAUGGACAGGAAUGCGAUCACUGGGCGCGUUUGCGCAACAAAGUUUUAACCACCGAUCAUAUUGUGGACAAACUGAUCUUCAAGGAUAUUCAAUUGACUGCUUCCAAUGAUGAUCAGUAUUUUGUUUUCGAAGAUGUGCUCUAUCAGAUAAUGCUUUGCUUCUCACGCGACACAGAAAUCGCUAAUCAAAUACAGUUUGAGAAAUAUCCGGUAAAGGGUAGAAAUUAUGAAGGACCACCGUCGGGUGUGGUGCCCUUCCACGGCAUCUGCAUGUUUGCGGCGCCAUUUUGUUAUCUUUACGAUUCGUCUAUAAAUUUGUACUUCACAUUUCGCGCCUUCUAUAUACGUUAUUGCCAUCGUUUGACCACAAUAAAUACACAUCCACAAGGCAUUGUUAGCUUGUGUUUGUUGUUUGAGAAGCUGCUGCAAACACAUGAACCGCUGUUAUGGUCGCAUUUUCGCGAACUGCAAAUACAACCCAUCCGUGUAGUCUUCAAAUGGCUUAUGCGCGCCUUCAGUGGUCAUUUACCGCCGGAUCAGCUGCUCAUACUGUGGGAUUUGAUACUUGGCUACGACAGUUUGGAAGUGCUCUCACUCUUCGCCAUAAUUAUUUUAAGUUUCCGCAAGGACAGUCUCUUACAGGUCACAUCGCUAGAUAAUAUUGAGGCAAUAUUAGCAGAUCUGUCUUCGAUUAAGGUGUUGCCACUUAUACAAUUGGCACUAUGUCGCGAUUAGAAUGCGUGGCUCAUAUAAAAAGAUGAUCAUGAUGCUUUAUUUUGUACAUCGAAAAUUUAUAUG